This is a messenger RNA of Penicillium antarcticum, 522 nucleotides long. RefSeq names its product DUF4149 domain-containing protein. The coding region runs from base 1 to 522 and encodes 173 amino acids. The transcript has 3 exons. The record is from RefSeq and is a predicted model, not a curated record. Lineage: Eukaryota; Fungi; Ascomycota; Eurotiomycetes; Eurotiales; Aspergillaceae.
AUGGACUCCCUCUUGAGGACAGUGGGGAACCUCCUACCAUACCACCUCCUCAGCUAUGGUGCUCUACUCGGAACAGAGCUGUACCAGAGCUUUGUCAACACCAAGAUCUGCUUCCAAGCCCUUCCGAUGAAGGAAUUCAUCAUUCUUCAGAAGCGACUCUUCCCGGUCUACUUUGCCACCCAGGUUGGACUGACGGCUCUGACGGCAGCGACCUGCCCGCCAUACAGCAUCCUGUCACUGCCGAGGAACCCGUGGAGUGCUGGAUCCCUCGCAGUUACGGGGUUGAUGGGCUGUCUGAACUGGUUCGUGUAUGGCCCGAAGACGACGACCACCGCAUUGGUGAGAAGGGCGUUGCAGGAAAGUGAGAAUAUUGAUGCCGACUCCAAUCAGUCCAAGGUGGACCGGGCCAAUCGCAAUUUCUCGCGCAACCACGCCAUGGUCAUUCAUUUGAAUGCUAUUGCUAUGAUCGCCACGGUUGUCUAUGGAUUCUCGUUGUCGUCAACUCUACUGGCAGGGCUCUAG